AAGCCACAUUACAUCCGGCACUUAGAAUAAUGGUGGCUAGUGUCUUACAGGCAGCAACCUCCUAACCCUGAAGCUCUAACGCUCAUUAGAGUCACCGCAACGUCCUCAUAAUUGAACCCACGUGAUUACUAAUUCAUAUUAGCUACACAUCAACAUCCAAUGUCAAAGGACAAAUAUACAACUCUCCCUGACCGCGCGGCCGUUCCUAAAAAUGGAACAAGAUGAAGACAACAGCGCUGACGUCUGGACUCGCCAAGACGAUCGCCAACAGGCCGCCAAGGAGGAACGACGACCGCGUCAUCAUACAUUUUGACUACGACUGCUUCUACGCCAGCGUAUUCGAGAACGCCAAUCCGGCGCUCAAGGGGCUUCCCCUAGGCGUGAAGCAGAAGAGCAUUCUCGCAACGUGCAACUACGCCGCGCGGGCCCGGGGCGUCAAGAAGCUGAUGCUGAUCUCCGAGGCCCAGAAGGUAUGUCCGGACCUCGUGAUCGUCAACGGCGAGGACCUGACGCCGUUCCGGGACGCCUCGAAGAAGCUAUGGUCGUUCCUGCGCUCGCACUCGUGGAGCGACCGCGUCGAGCGUCUAGGUCUCGACGAGGUCUUCCUCGACGUCACGGAUGUCGUGGCGUAUAACCAGGAGCUGCUUAACCGGAACGCCUUGCGGGACUCGUUCUUCCAGCUCUCGAGACAGGACCCGGAAAAGGGGUUUAGCUUCGACGCAUCCGGGUUUUUCGGAUGCGUGCAGCCUAAAGUAGAUGCGGAAGAUGCCGUCUCGAUGCUGGGUAACCCUUCAUGCGCACGCCUGCUUUUGGCGUCGCAUCUAGCCGGGUACCUGCGGCUCAAGCUUGAAGAAGACUUCGGGUACACAUCCAGCUGUGGUGUAUCGACGAAUAAAACCCUCGCCAAGCUCGCUGGUAGCGUGAAUAAGCCGAGAAACCAAACAACUCUUCCCGGGCUACACGAAGAUGAUAUCCAGGAUUUUAUGGAUGGCCACAAGUUGCGGCAGAUCCCGGGUAUUGGCUCCCGCAUCGCGCAGCUGGUCCAGGACCACGUGUUAUCGACUACCACGGUCGCGGAUUCGCACGAUUUUGAGAUAGGGGCUAAGGUGACGGUGCGUGACGUCCGGUUACAUCCGGGAUUAUCCGCAGACAUGCUAGAGCGAAUCCUCGAUCGGCCUGGCUCCGAGCGCGGUAGCGGCGAAAAGGUGUGGAACCUGCUUCACGGGGUCGACACCUCCGAAGUCAAGGAAGCGAGUGACGUGCCGACGCAAAUCAGCAUCGAGGAUACGUACAUGUCGAAGCCGCUCAACACACCGGCCGAGAUAACACGGGAGCUGCAUGCUCUCGCCACAUCGCUCGUUAAACGUAUGCGCGUGGAUCUUACCACGAUUGACGAAGCCGACCCCUCGGAUCCUACCUCGCAGCACCAAGAACAGCCACAGCUGCGUUGGGCCGCUUAUCCUAAGACACUCCGGCUAUCGACCCGCUGCCGACCAAAAAAUACCGCCACCGGCUCCACUCCAGCGCCAGAAAGUUUCAGUCGGAGUUCCCGCAGCCAACCACUCCCAAGCUAUGUCCUUAACCUCAAGGACGAAAGCGUCGAGACCGUCGCAGAGCGGCUAGCUUCGGAAGCUCUGCUCCCUCUAUUCCGACGUCUACAUGCCGAACGUCAGGGAUGGAACCUAGCUUUGAUUAAUAUAUGCGUGACGAACAUGGUCAUGAUGGCGGGCUCCGGUGAGUCGGGGAACGGUGCAGGGAUGGGAGGUGGUCGGAACAUUGCCCGUAUGUUUCGGACACAGGAAGAUAAGCUGCGGGAGUGGACUGUUUAUGACACUACGCCCGUGUCCAAUAAUUCCGUGUCUCCAUCCAUAUCCGCCUAUGGUACCGACAAUACCGAGACUAGAGAGGAGAAAGAAGAUGAAAUGUUGAACGUUGUGGCCACAGAAGGUCAAGCAGCUAAACCCGUCGCAGUAUCGCUUGACCCGGAUGAAGACGCCUGGGAAGAGGAAGAGGAAGAUGAAUCCCAAAGAUGCCAUCUCUGUGGGCAUGCCAUCCCUAUUUUUGCAACAUUGGCGCAUGAGAGGUUCCAUAGCAUCGGAGACUAAUAAGGCACUUCCCAGAUAUCGGUAUUCCUGCUUCUAGUAGAUAGUUUAGAUACCCUUUGAAAUUUAACAUGAUACCCCAAGACGCAACAAGACAGACACCUUCCAAAUCACCCGCCCCAGUGA
Annulohypoxylon maeteangense is the source of this 2228-nucleotide messenger RNA. RefSeq names its product DNA/RNA polymerase. Bases 222 to 2105 code for a protein of 627 amino acids. Gene Ontology annotation, biological process: translesion synthesis. The transcript is spliced from 2 exons. Gene Ontology annotation, molecular function: damaged DNA binding; DNA-directed DNA polymerase activity. The record is from RefSeq and is a predicted model, not a curated record. Lineage: Eukaryota; Fungi; Ascomycota; Sordariomycetes; Xylariales; Hypoxylaceae.